AUGCCGAAGAAAGAAGUCUAUAGAAGCAAGCAGAAGCUAUCGUGUGAAGAGAAGCGAAAAAUGACCUCGAAUGAAAAACAUCAGCCAUACCGUUGUUGUAAAGAGACUGCACGCAUUGAAGAACCACGUAAACAAUAUGUGAAGGAAGGUGACUUGUGCCGGCAGUUCAAGGAUGCUGUUCACAUCGGUAAAACUCUUAAGGAAGGAAUAAUGUACGAUUUCGAUAUCAAAUAUAUCGAGAAGCGCGGUAAAGCCAGUCAAUACAUGGCUGAGGAAUUUGCAUAUUGGAUGAUGGAAGAUCCUAGAUAUAAGGACCACUUUCGUGGAAGCAAAGAAAACUUAUUCAAGGUGGGACAAUUUAGAGUAGUGUAUUGA
This is a messenger RNA of Cylicocyclus nassatus, 375 nucleotides long. The record is from the annotation of a GenBank genome assembly. NCBI's taxonomy places the organism in Eukaryota, Metazoa, Nematoda, Chromadorea, Rhabditida, Strongylidae.